GCAACCCUGUAUUUCAGAAGAGUAGAUUCGACGAAAUUCAUUUGUAGUUCAUUAUUGGAGCAGACGGUGAUUGAGUUACACUAGCUGUGAAAGUGUUUAUAAACUUCCAAAAACUUAUUAAAGCAGUAAAUAUAUAAAUAUAAAAAGAAGAAAAAAGAACAAUGGCUCGUACUAAGCAAACUGCACGUAAAUCUACCGGUGGAAAAGCACCACGCAAGCAACUUGCUACAAAGGCAGCUCGCAAAUCCGCCCCCUCAACUGGCGGCGUAAAGAAACCUCACCGUUAUCGCCCGGGAACAGUAGCCUUACGCGAAAUUCGUCGUUAUCAAAAAUCCACUGAAUUGCUUAUUAGAAAAUUGCCAUUUCAGCGCUUGGUCCGAGAAAUCGCUCAAGAUUUCAAAACUGAUUUGCGUUUCCAAUCAGCUGCCAUAGGUGCCUUACAGGAAGCAUCUGAGGCAUAUCUUGUCGGUCUUUUCGAAGACACUAACUUAUGCGCAAUUCAUGCCAAACGCGUAACUAUUAUGCCGAAGGACAUUCAAUUGGCUCGUCGAAUCAGAGGAGAGCGCGCUUAAGCUGCUAUACACUUCAUAAUCAACUUAUCAAUUUUCUUAAUUAUAUAAUAAAAAUUAAUAAAUAUGUAAUACACUUAAGAUUUCCCCCAAAACUCCAAUAACGGUAUUCUGUUUGCUUGCAGUUAUUGAUUAAAAAUACUUGUGUAGUAUUUCUAACAAAUAAGUAUUAUAUAAUUUCUUUAUAUGAAUAAGUAUGAAGAUAUUUUAUGUUUUUGUGCACUAUAGUCGUGUAUUCUCGAAACACUAUAUGUGUUAAUUCUUUUAAUACAAUAAUACAUUAUACUCUCAAUUUUCGUAAACGUUA
Bactrocera dorsalis (oriental fruit fly) is the source of this 876-nucleotide messenger RNA. Its product is annotated as histone H3.3A. NCBI's taxonomy places the organism in Eukaryota, Metazoa, Arthropoda, Insecta, Diptera, Tephritidae. Gene Ontology annotation, molecular function: DNA binding; protein heterodimerization activity; structural constituent of chromatin. The record is from RefSeq and is a predicted model, not a curated record. The coding region runs from base 162 to 572 and encodes 136 amino acids. The transcript has 3 exons. Gene Ontology annotation, cellular component: nucleosome.